GGCAACAUGCUCACAGCAAAAUAAUGAAAGCGCGCGUGAAAUAUAUAGUAUAAAAUGGACAAUUAUUAUACAUUAUGCUUUGUUUAAGAUUUAUGAUGUAUUUUUGUUUUUGAAACAUUAAUGUGAAAGGUUCCCGUAUUAAUCUUUUGUUGACAUGGAUAUCAGAAAGUAUCUUACUUCCGCUAGAGCAUCUGUGAAUGCAGAUUCAUCAGAAUUCAGAAAUUCGAAGAAAACAGCUGGUUUGCAGGAUGCUAAGCUAUCAAAAUCUAAAAAGAGAAGGAUUGUUGAUUCUGAUUCUGAAGAAGAUCCUAUUCCAAAAUCUGCAAAGCAAGAAUCAAAUUCUAGUAAAAGAAGUCCUCGAAAAGUUGAGCAAGCCAAAGCUAAUGAGAUUCUGAAAAAAAUAGUAUCACCUUCUGACUUUUUUGGAUCAAAUCCUGUGUCAAGAUCUGAAAAGAAAAAAAUAUUAAAAGAGGAGAAGUCAGUUAUUAAAAGAAUACAUGAAGAUGAUGACUUUGAAGAAACUCUUUCAAGGUUAAGUCCAGAAAAAUUGCCCGAAGUUGAAAAACAAGUGAAGAAAAAUGAAAGUCAUAAUAAAGAAAAAGUAUCACCAAAAAAAGUUUCCAAAUCCCACAGUCCUCUUAAAGUGGAGAAAACUUCCAACUCUGUAAAGUCUCAUAUAGAGGUUCAAAAGCAAGUGGGCAAAAGAGAAAGCCCUAAGUUAAAUAAAGAAAAAGUGCAACCAAAAAAAAGUCCUAAAUCACACACCUCUGCUAAAAUGGAAUUAAUUGCAAAUUGUGUAAAACCUCAUAUAGAGAAAGAGCCAGAUGAGAAACCACCAGUUAAAAAGCAUAAGGGUAAUGCAAGUUAUGCUAGUUAUCUGGCACGAGAAGGCCCUAGGGCACUAGGCUCAAAACCUAUACCUGAAGGUGAAGAAGACUGCUUGGCUGGUUUGACUUUUAUUAUUACUGGUAUUUUAGAAUCAAUGGAGCGAGAAGAAGCCCAAGAAUUAAUUGAAAAAUAUGGUGGAAAAGUAAUGAAAACCGUGUCUAAAAAUACCAAGUACAUUGUCAUUGGAAGGGAUGCUGGAGCAAGCAAGUUAGAAAAGGCUGAGAAAUUUGGAACCAUUCAGUUAGAUGAAGACGGGUUGCUUGAUUUAAUCAGGACUAUGCCUGGAAAAAAUGGUUCUGCAAAGUCCAAUAAGUUUAAAGAAAACAAAUCUCCCAAAGCUGCAAAAUUAAAUGAAACUUCUUCAGAAAGUAUUAAAGAUGAUAAAAUUAAUGGAAUGAAUCUUAAAGAAAGUGUUUCAUUGCAUAAGGAGCCAGUACAUAAGACUAGCCCAAAAAAGGUGGCAGAAAUGAAAUUAAAAAAGGAAGAUUCUAAUCUGAAGAAAUCAACAUUGGAUGAAUUUGAGGAAAUUCCUAAACCUGAGCAGAGUUCUGUGAAGUCAGAAAAGUCUGAUGAUCAGGGACAUUCUAUGUGGGUUGAUAAGUAUAAACCCUUAGCUCUAAAACAGGUUAUUGGACAACAAGGUGAUAAAAGUAAUGCUAAAAAACUCUUACAUUGGUUAGUGAAUUGGACAAAAAGUAGAAGACUGGGCAAAAAGCCUAUCCCUGGACGGUUUAAUGCAGGUGAUGAUGGCUCAGCAUACAAAGCUGCACUUCUGUCUGGUCCACCUGGUGUUGGAAAAACUACUACGGCACAGUUAGUUUGUAAAGAAGCUGGGUAUGAUUAUUUUGAACUUAAUGCUUCAGAUACAAGGUCUAAGAAAAUUUUACAAGUGGCUGUUUCAGAAUUAUUGGGCAAUCAAACUUUAGCUGACUGCUUUAAAGCUGACAGUAUUGGUAAAGUGACUAAGAAACAUGUUAUCAUAAUGGAUGAAGUUGAUGGCAUGGCAGGAAAUGAAGACAGAGGGGGAAUGCAGGAAUUAAUAAGUUUCAUCAAGGCCUCCAAAGUACCCAUCAUAUGCAUCUGUAAUGAUAGAAAUCACCCGAAAAUAAGAUCUUUAAGCAAUUAUUGUUUUGAUCUGCGAUUUCAGAAGCCCCGAGUUGAGCAAAUAAAGGCAGCUAUGAUGUCUAUAGCUUUUAAAGAAGGUAUUAAAGUAUCAUCUGAUGCUCUCCAAGAUGUUAUUGUUGCUGCAAACCAAGAUAUUCGUCAAGUUCUGCAUAAUAUGUCUGUAUGGAGUGCUAAAUCAAAAGGCCUUUCUGCAGAACAGACAAAAAGUGAUAUUGGUAGAGGUAUCAAGCAUAUAAAAAUAGGGACCUUUGAUGUAUUAAGGGAAGUUUUCGCUAUUGGAAAUAAUCCUAAAGCAACUCUUAUGGAUAAAUCUGAUUUAUUCUUUCAUGACUACUCCAUAGCUCCUUUAUUUGUGCAAGAAAAUUAUAUUCAUGUUGUACCAAAAGCAGCUGAAGGUGACCCCAAAAAACAUCUUACAUUAUUAAGUGAAGCUGCUGAUAGUAUCUGUAUUGGAGAUAUCAUUGAUAAGCGAAUUAGGACACAGAAUAGUUGGGGUCUUCUUCCUACUCAAGCCAUAUUUGCUAGUGUUGUUCCUGGUGAACUUUUGCGGGGUCAUUUAAGACAGAUGAUAAAUUUUCCAGCGUGGCUUGGAAAAAAUUCUAAUAGAAAUCAUAUGGACCGUGUGCUCCAAGAGCUUCAUGUGCAUAUGCGAAUGAAGAUCACUGGAAACAAAACUGAUGUUGCUCUUGAAUAUUUGCCUCUUCUGAAGCGUGCUCUCACCAGACCUUUAAUAACUGAUGAACUAGAAGGUGUAAAUGAAGUGCUAAAAAUAAUGGAAAAUUAUUACUUACUUAGGGAAGAUUUUGAUAGCAUAAUUGAUUUGUCUUUGUGGCCAAAUCAGACAGACCCUCGAACGAAAAUUAGUACAAAAGUAAAAAGUGCUUUUACAAGAGCAUAUAAUAAAGAAGGUGGGAAGAACCCAUAUGCUGUAACCAAUGUAAAGAAGAAAAAGCGUUCAGCAAGAGAUUUAGAAGGGGAAUUGGAGGAUGAUGCAUAUGAAUCAGAAGAGGAAGAAGAUGAUAGUUUGGAAAAUGAUGCCAUGAUCAAGAUCAAGAAGCCUACUAAAAAGAAUGCAACUUCUGAAGCUUCUACAUCAAAAGAAAAGAAAAAUCCAAAGAAGAAAAUCAAGUCAUAAGCAUGCAGAUCUAGUGUUAGGUGUUAAUACACUGGAGUUAAAUAUCUAUUAAAAUUUUAAAUAUUGCAUAAAUUUAUUUUUUAAAAUUAGAGUACUAAAUUUUAAAAUCUAUUAAAAUUCGAUUUAAAAUUUUAAAUUCUUUAAAAUCUAUUAAAAUUUUAAAUAUUGCAUAAAUUUAUUUUUUAAAAUCACAGUACUGAAUUUUAUUGAGAAUUCAUUCUCAAAAUUAUUGAAAUGAAUUAAGCUUUAUAUAAUGCAUGUUUCAUCUCAGUUUGAAAGUUGAAUUGUAUCAUAUUGUGUAUUUUUAAUAUUAAAACUAUAUAUAUAUUAUGUA
This is a messenger RNA of Stegodyphus dumicola, 3482 nucleotides long. RefSeq names its product germ line transcription factor 1 (gene Gnf1). Gene Ontology annotation, biological process: DNA repair; DNA replication. The record is from RefSeq and is a predicted model, not a curated record. Gene Ontology annotation, molecular function: ATP binding; DNA binding; DNA clamp loader activity. NCBI's taxonomy places the organism in Eukaryota, Metazoa, Arthropoda, Arachnida, Araneae, Eresidae. Gene Ontology annotation, cellular component: nucleus; DNA replication factor C complex.